CAAGGUAUUAUGGUUAAGGCUGAUUCUGUAUUACUAGAUGCACCUCGUGACUAUAUAAAAAACACAAAACUUUUUCAGAUCAAUGCUGUACCUAUAAAUUUUAUAAAUUUAGCAGUUCAAAAAGAAAAAAAAAAAUGCCAAAAGGAAACUUUAAACAUUUGGGCAAUAGCAAAUAAAUAUGAAAUUGAACUGAAACAACUGAAAACAGUGACCAGAUAUAUGAUUAGUACAAAAGCUCAUAAUAUUGCUACUAAACAAGAAUAUCAUAUCUUGUAUUCUGAUAUUCAUGAGUGUAAAUUUUCUCAUAAGUGGGUUGAUGAAUAUGUUGAAGAACAACAAAAUUUUUUAUCUUAUGUUUUGUAUCUGCGAACUGAACAUAAUUACCCUUUAAACUUAAUUGGAAACAUGGAUGAAACCCUAAUAGCAUUUAAUAUGCCAAUAACCCUUGCUUGUCUUGCGGAUAGUACUAAACUUCCACUACUUAUUAUUUUUAAAUUAGUAAAUAUGCUCCGAGAACAGUUUCCAGAUAGUGUAUAUGUUCGUGCAAAUCCAAGUAGCUGGAUGAAUGAGAAAGAAAUGAUUUGCUCUAAAGAUAGUUCAAUUUUUGAUUUUGGGAAAAUCUCAGAUGAAAAAGGAAGGAUUAGUAUCAAAGAAGAGAAAGAAAGUAAUGAAUUAAGUCCAGAAAGUGCAGAAAAUGAAAAUGAUAAAAAUGAUCAUGAACACAAGUAUUGUGAAUACUAUGAAGGUGAAGAAGGAAAUUACAUUAAUAUUUGGAAUUAA
This is a messenger RNA of Scutellospora calospora, 780 nucleotides long. The record is from the annotation of a GenBank genome assembly. Lineage: Eukaryota; Fungi; Glomeromycota; Glomeromycetes; Diversisporales; Gigasporaceae.